Trichoderma virens Gv29-8 is the source of this 735-nucleotide messenger RNA. RefSeq lists its product as uncharacterized. NCBI's taxonomy places the organism in Eukaryota, Fungi, Ascomycota, Sordariomycetes, Hypocreales, Hypocreaceae. The transcript is spliced from 2 exons. Bases 1 to 735 code for a protein of 244 amino acids. The record is from RefSeq and is a predicted model, not a curated record.
AUGGUUUAUCCAGCUAUCGAAGUGACUGUCGUCACUGUUGGAAAUCGCACGAUCGAAGAUGAAUCAACAGAAGACGGGCAGAAAUACAUGAAGGCCUUUCAUGCAGCAGCUACGAGCAUUCCUGGCUGCUCUCGCGGCUGCUGGGGUAGAAGUGAUAAAUACCCAGACGAGGUCAUUCAUUUUAUCGACUACGACACGCGGAAACAGCACGAUGUUCACAAAGCCCUGAUUAAUGGGCCAACACCACCAAUUCUUUUGGAUGUCCAAAGCAAUGAGACCGUAUACGUUAUACACCCAAAUACGAACGAUCGCAACAAAGUGUAUUAUGCUCCUUACACUACCGUGACUUUCUUCUGGGGAAUAGAUGAAAACGAAUGGGCUGUUGCGGCACCUGAAUUUUUCGCUGCAGUCGCUAAUUCUAAUAGUUGCACUGGAUAUAUCUGGGGUGAAGUCGACAAGCCUAUUCUCUCUGAUUUUGAUGGAUAUGCUUCGUUAGGAAGUGGAAAAUGUGGGAUCUUGAUCGCUGGUUGGCGCAGUAAAGGUCAGCAUGACCAUGAUACGAAGAGCCAACGAGUUACCAGCGCUUGGGAUGCUAUACAGAAGGCUUGUGCAAAGGCAGAUGACUGGGGCACAAGCUUGAGGAUUACUGAGAACACUGGCCACAUUCAUAGAUGGAGCACCCCAUUGGCCAUCAAGGAUCGUUCUGACUGGCUUCCAGCCGCUGGAAUGAUCUAA